Messenger RNA from Vitis vinifera (wine grape), 556 nucleotides. RefSeq lists its product as uncharacterized. Bases 1 to 444 code for a protein of 147 amino acids. The record is from RefSeq and is a predicted model, not a curated record. Lineage: Eukaryota; Viridiplantae; Streptophyta; Magnoliopsida; Vitales; Vitaceae. The transcript has a single exon.
AUGUUCAUGGCAUGCUUAAACAUGUUCAACAAUGAUCAACCAUACCUCUAUACCUCUCCUCUGGGCCCUAGAAUCUCCUUUUCCAAUGAUUUCGCAGACACCCAACAUCCCAUCAAGAAGCAUGAAACCAACUACAGAGAAGCACCUGUGUCUUCGGACUUUGAAUUCUCAGUGAAAAACAACAAUAUGACUUCUGCAGAUGAGAUCUUCUUCAAGGGGAUGCUGUUGCCCACCAAGCCUAAGAUGACCCUGCGAGAUGAGCUCCUUGUGGAUGAUGAUGAUGAUGAUGGGUUCAAGGAUGUGUUGCCAAGGCUGCAGAAGAGUUCAGGCAGGUGGAAACAGAGGUUUGGUCUGAAAAGAGGUGAUAAAAGUGAUGGGACUUUGGAAAGAGUUGUUGAGGAGAAGCCCGAGACUCAGCUGGAAGGGGCCAGACUUCAAAAUUAAGAUCAGGAAAAGGGUAAGUUUUUGGAAAAUCUUAGAUCUAAUGGCUUGUUAAUUGUUAUAUAAUUUCUUUUUGGGUAAACUAAAUGAGAAAAAUAUUCUGAGAUUAAUAGUU